AUGGUACUGGGCGCUUUAGUCUGCUUCUACACAGCUUUCUCGGGAUCAACAUUGGCGACAGUUGGCGCGCGCGGCAUCGGCAAAGGCGAGCGCCCAAUUUUUGACGUGUCCAGCUUGAAGGACACGGUGUGCCGGUCUCAGUUCUGCGAGUGGAACAAGGACUAUAUUCUUGAUGUCGUGGACGAGACGAAGGAUCCGUGCGACGACUUUUACGCUCACGUAUGCAAUCCCCAGCGCUGGCUUGACGCGGGCAACAGAAGCACAUCGAGACCCUUUUCGGAAUUCAGCGCGGCGCAGCUCAUGGACGACAUGGAAAGAUUCUUUCGCUACUUCGUUGAACUUAGAGGCCAGCCGAUUGGAGACAACUUCCUGGUACGCAUGAUGUGGGUCUACGAUGCCUGCAAGAGAGACUCUGGGGCAAAUGGUAACGCCUCUGCCGAACUCGCCGACAUACUUAGCGCUCUGGGUUUGUCUGGAGCGACGGGGUUCGAGAGUGCGAUCGCGGGAACUAUUGCGCGAGUGACAGCAAUUGGAGACAGGCACUUGAGGCUCCAUCCGUUGUUCAAGGUUCACGUAAGGCACGGAGGCGCGCUAAACUCAACAGCGGGCUACGACGUUAUUCUUUCGGCGCCUCAUACGCACUACCGACGCUUUCUAACAAACUUUCACGGAUCAACCGAUUCGCAGUACGUCGAUUUGGUCACCAGAGCGCUGAUCUUGUACUCCGCAACGACGAGUAGUGCCAUGGCGAGAAAAGUAAUGCUGCUGGAGAAGCGACUGGAAAGAAUGAUGUUGACCUCGGAAGAGCAGCUGAUGAGGACUCCUCAGGAAAAGUAUUCGUCGCUUAAUGAUUUGUUUCUCUCCGACAGAUGGGACUGGUCACUCUAUUUUAACACUCUGUUCAAUACCUCUGGCGGAGGCAUCGGCAACAAAACUGAAGUCUUCGUUAACGAUCCCACAUUUUUCUGGGGCCUCGGCGCUGUCUUGACCGUCGCAUGGGAGCCGAUCAUCGUAAACUACAUGAUAUUUAAAGCCAUCGUAGAGCUCUCCCCCGUGUUGGGGCAAGAAACAGAAUACUUUAUUAGGCUUACGCACGACUACGAAGCACAAAACACCGCCGAGCGACAGGCAGCUUGUUUCGGCCUCCUUGAGAAACUAUUCAAGUACGGCACCGGCAUCGUCGCGAAGUUAACGCUCGGGAAAGAAUUCGCUACCACGCCACGGUUACACAUGAACCGCCAGCUCUCGUCUCUAUUCGGUGUGUCCCGCAGGCUGAUCGCGGACUUGGUGAACUCGGGACGCUCGUGGAUUAGUGCUGAGGACAAGGCCACGGCCUUGGGAAAGCUGCAUGCCAUGAACUUUGAGUUUGGCGCUCAAUGCAACCUCGUUGAGUACGAGUUAUACAGACGAGAGUUAGAAGCUAAAUAUGAUGUGCACGUACCACAAUCGGUAGCUCAAAGCGCGGAAACCGGAGGCACGCUACCUCACUGGAACCAUUAUUCGCUACCGCGCGUCGUGUUCAACCUUUACUCCCUGGCGGCGAAUAGAUAUUGGGAUGCCUGGGGCAACAACACGUCGCAUGCCUAUGACAACCGAUACACACUCACAGUUUUCCGACCGGGCUACGAGCUUCAGCGCCCCAGCAAUGUGCUUGUCCUCUCGCACGCUACUGCGGCGUUUCUCACCCAUCUCAGCAACAUCAUCGAGCCUGUCGUGUAUGGUGUGGUGGCUGUGCACCUGGCGAGGGGCUUGCUAGAAGCGCUUACCUUGAGUGGAUCUUCUCUGGACGCUCACUUCCUGUCUCGCCCUUGGUGGAGCAUCGCGACCUUUAAUGCGUACGAAAAGGUCAGUACCUGUCUAAGGUCUGAGUACCAGCCGUUCCUGGCCGAUGGAAUUCGCAUGCGUACGUUAGAAAUGGACUUUAUAGACAACGCUAUUCUCUACCCUCUGUUUCGUCUUUAUAGAAACGAAGUGACCAUCCGCGGAGACGUGAACUUGACUGAUGGUUUUGAAAAGCGUGAAUCGGAAGAACUAGCUGAAAUGGACCAGAUGUUUUUCUAUAAUUUUGCCAUUGCUCUAUGCGAUCUGAGGGACGAAGAGUUGUGGCAACAGCAAAAGCUCUUUCACAGAACUCCAGCUCCAUGGCGCGUAAACCUUCCACUUCGGAACUUUCCCAAGUUCGCUGAAGCUUUCAAAUGCAAGCCCAGUUCCCGAAUGAACCCGGAACGGCGCUGCACUGUCUGGAAAGAGAAACUAGAAUUGCAGGAAAAAUGA
This is a messenger RNA of Dermacentor andersoni, 2274 nucleotides long. Its product is annotated as neprilysin-2-like. Lineage: Eukaryota; Metazoa; Arthropoda; Arachnida; Ixodida; Ixodidae. Gene Ontology annotation, molecular function: metalloendopeptidase activity. Gene Ontology annotation, biological process: protein processing. The record is from RefSeq and is a predicted model, not a curated record. Gene Ontology annotation, cellular component: plasma membrane.